Xiphias gladius (swordfish) is the source of this 4151-nucleotide messenger RNA. RefSeq names its product pleckstrin homology domain-containing family A member 1-like. Gene Ontology annotation, molecular function: PDZ domain binding. NCBI's taxonomy places the organism in Eukaryota, Metazoa, Chordata, Actinopteri, Istiophoriformes, Xiphiidae. Bases 222 to 1490 code for a protein of 422 amino acids. The record is from RefSeq and is a predicted model, not a curated record. The transcript is spliced from 12 exons. Gene Ontology annotation, cellular component: cytoplasm; membrane.
CUGCAGCAGAAGCAGUGGAGCUCACUGUGUCCUGGAUCACUGGAGAUGGGCUGAGGCAGAGAGGACGGACCCGACAGCACCGACACCAACGGACCCUGAGCGCCGCAGUCACAGAAGGGAAGGCUCGGGAAUUCUUCCCGGUCCCACUUUCCCCCGCUCUUCUCCCACUGGCUCCUCUCCACUCCUGGCCCCAGCAGGCCAGGGAAUGUCCCGGCAGCGAGAUGCCUUACGUGGACCGACAGAACCGCAUCUGUGGCUUCCUGGACAUCGAGGAGAAUGAGAGCAGUGGCAAGUUCCUGCGCCGUUACUUCAUACUGGACACACAACAGGGAAGCCUGGUGUGGUUCAUGGACAACCCGCAGAACCUGCCUGUUGGUGCAGACUGCGUUGGUUCCCUCAAGCUCACCUACAUCUCUAAGGUCAGCGAUGCCACUAAGCUGAGGCCUAAGGCAGAAUUCUGCUUUGUCAUCAAUGCGGGGAUGAGGAAGUUCUUCCUGCAGGCCAAUGAUCAGCAGGACCUCGUGGACUGGGUCAACGCUCUCAAUAAAGCCACCAAAAUCACUGUGCCAAAGUUGUCCGAUGGCCAGCAGAAUUCAGAGAACCAGAAGGCUCUGCCAGAUGUCGCAGGACCCAAGAAACAAGUCUCCUAUAAGACAGAGAUCAUAGGAGGAGUCCCCAUCGUCACCCAGACACAGCACGAAGGUGGCGACGGUGCAGACAGAGCGGAGCGUGAGGCCAUGCAUCGUUCUCACAGCCAGCUGCCGUACUUUCUGGGCAGGCCGGCUCAGGAGCACACCGUCAUUAAGUCAGGCUAUUGCGUCAAGCAAGGAGCUGUGAUGAGGAACUGGAAACGGCGAUAUUUCCUACUAGAAGAAAACUCAAUGAGUUACUUCAAGUCUGAUUUGGAGAAAGAGCCUCUGAGAAUGAUCCCACUGAAGGAAGUUCACAAAGUCCAGGAGUGCAAACAGAGUGACAUUAUGAUGAGAGAUAAUCUGUUUGAAGUCGUCACCACAUCAAGAACAUUUUACAUACAGGCGGACAGUCCAGAGGAGAUGCACAGCUGGAUCAAGGCUGUCUCAGGGGCCAUUGUGGCCCAGCGGGGGCCUGGGAGGUCUGCUGCCACAGAACAUGGCAGCCGUUCCACUUUCUACCGCAGCCCCACGGGCCCCCCCGUCCCUCGCUCGCCCAUAUCUGCCAUGCCACCAUGCUACCCAGAGUGGGGCGCUGCUGUCACGUGCGGCACACGCUCGCAGCCUGGCGUGGGACAGCGAGCACUUCAUGAGCCUUCUGCCGCGGCCAAGUCACAGCCACACGCCAGCACGCCUGUCGCUGCAGGAGACGCACCUGGCGAAGUGACCCGCGAACCACCUGUGACCACCAUCACCAGCUCGGAGGAGUCGCCGUGGCGACGGCGGAGCAGCUUUGAGCCCCACAUGCCUGAACCACCCCGGGACCUGGAUGACGCAGACCUGCCAGUGAGUGAGGUCUGAGCCGUUGAACUGGACAUUAAAACGUGUUUAUCUGGAUGGAUGUUGACAGAGAUGCCAUGAAUACAGUGGAAACAAUGCACAACAGGUGUUUAAAAAAAGGGCAGGCAAUGGUUUUCCGACCAAAGCUGUUGGCGGAGGACGGUGAACAACAUCAAAAACUCACCUUUAGAGCUCCUCCAUCAGUGCCGUAAAGUGUGCAAGAGAAAAACAAGUUGGGUCACCACUGAACUGCACUCGUGUGCCAAAGACGACCCAGUCUUCACCCACACCCCUCUGCCUGUCUGCUGUCGCAUUUACAACGCUGUAUUUAUUUACUAAGAGCUGAUGUUGUGAAACAAAACUACAAAUUUUAGUUUACUUGUGCUGAUUAGAUUUCAGUGACAGAGCUUUAUUUUAACCUGUACAGGCAAAGCGAUGUGUUCAGUGGUAUUUUGUGGGUGGAGGAUUUUUGUAAACCACUUUGUUCCAAGAAAAUAAGGGUGCAGUGUGUUUCCGUAUUUUUGAAGAGUGCUCAAACUGAGUCCUGGCUUUUCAUCAUCUCUCUAUAGUCUAAUUUAAACGGUGUGGUCCAUUCAUACACUCACUAUUGUAACACUGGAUUUGUCUACUAUUGUUGGCCAGUGUUAGGGAAAUGGGUCAAGCUUAGUCUGAGAUCAAACCCUCACUAUAAUGCAAAUGAAUAAUAUAAUUCAAACAUACUGGGUUGGUCUAGAACUGGAUGCGAAACAUUGGAAAUAUAUGUGUAUGAUCCAUGUGUAUAAUAAUGCAAGGCCAAAUGUAUUCCAGCCACAUUUAGUCUGAUUUUUUUUUUUUUUUUUCCUUUUUUUUUGGCCAAACCUUUGAUUUAAACUUUUAUUGUUUAAUACAUAAAAGGGUUGAGGUCAGUUUUUUAAUUAUAUAAUGGUGUUCUCAGCUGAAUUAGCUUACAUGUAAAUCUACGGUUUUUACCUCUGGUUGUAAAGUGAGAGUACUGUGCAGAGGCGCAAAAGAAAAACAAAAAAUUCGGAAGCUAUCACAGUACAUGCAUCACUUCACAACCUGAAUCAGCGUCUUUGCAAACUACAUUUCAGCCCACCAGACUUUGUGGACUCGCGUUUGUGACACUGCCUGACGUGGGAACGGAGCAACAGUGUUAUAAGUAAACAAGAAAUACAAGACAUAAGCUUGUAAGCAUUUUGUAAUUCAUAGAAAUAAAAACUUCAGCAAUAGGCUGGGUCAUUUAUAGAUAAGCUUCGUGUCCUGACAGACUGGGUAAUGACAGGUUUACAUGAAUGAACUAAACCUGCAGUCCAAGUUUGAAGAUGAUUAGACUACAUAAACACCUUGCAAAUAUUUUGGAUCAUAAUUUAACAGAAAAAAAUAUUCAAACUCGGACACUUUCAUUGCAUGUUAACAUGUCAAUGACUCCUCAGAUUGUCUUGCCUUUUAGUUUUUGUUUAUCUACGGCUGCUGUGUGUUGUGUGUUUGCAGAAUAGAGCUGUGUGCAGCAGAAAUAUUUUUUAUAUGCUUUUAGAUGUUUCAUGAUCUUAUUCCUUAUACCUGUGUUGCCAUCCCAUUAGCAGGCAGUUGCCUCAUGGUUUUAUUUAAAAAUGUCCCACUUUAGUCCUGCUAAAUAAUACACACUAAUCUUUUUUUUAAAGUGCCUGCAUCAUUUCAGCCCAACAAAGCCAAUCUACUUUACCCCUGUUCAGUGUGGUGUAAUUGGUUUGAAUUGUUUCUAUUUAUUAUACGGAUGACUUGAAAGAAAUAAACACUGAAAAUGUGCACGGGUUUCCUGGAGUAUCAUUCAGAAAUGUGCCUAUCCAUCUCCAAAGAGUACAGUUAGUCUGUGAGGAUAAAAUGAGACCUUUAGUAAGUCAGGGAAGAAAGAAAUUCCCCAUCGCCGCACUCUCAUCUUCAUUUGGUUCUUUAGUUCUCCGGUGUGGCUGCUCGACCACUCAUCAAGGCUCCUUCUGCCCCCUCGUGGUGAGAGAAAAAUCUGCACCUGGUUCACAGGCAUUGGCAUGCUACAAAUGAGAACACAGUGCUGUACCAGUCACCAGUUAUGUACUUAUCAGCGACAGGAUGAUUUUAGUUUAAAGAAUGGAAAUAGGUUCCAGCCAUCUACAAGAAUGAAGUCAGAGUAAAAAAAAUCAGUAGAAAAUACGAGAAAGCAACAGCAGACGCUUCAGAGCACCGAGCAGGAGAAGAAUGAACAUUUACCGUUGCCACCCUGCAAAAAACUAGACUAGGCUGGAAACACAAAACUUAACCAAACCUUCGAAAUGUUUUUCUCUUUCUGUCCACAUUUCUCUACCCAACACAUUAAAAUGUGAUGUGAGGCUUUUUCAUUUUGAGUAUUGUUACUGUAAUUAAAACCAGGGCACAAUAUAUAUUGUGAUUUGGCAAAUGUUUAAAAAAAAAAGUAUUUAGGUCUAAAACAAAAACUUUUAACAAUUCAGUUAGAUUUUAAUGGUAGUAUUGAAAUUUGAUAAAUGAUGAUGUUGAAUUACAUUGGAUCCCAAGUUAAGAGCAGGCCUUGCUCUUGCUGUGUACAAUAUCAUGUAUUACCAGUAUCAAUAAGAAAAAUCUGCUUUUCUCAUUAUGCUCACAGUGGCGGACGACAUACCGAACUCCAAACAAAAGUCCUGCAUUGGAAAUAGUAACUGAAUAAAAGUACCC